GUGACGGGGGAGGGCUUUCCCCCAAAAUACUGAAACUCCCCUAUAAAUGACGGUAGAGUCCCUUCCACACGUCCAAUAUUCAUUCUAAAAUACAGCUGCUCAACCUAGAGUACAAUUCUCUUGCUUCAAACCCUUCUUACUUGUAUCUCAGUUACCAAUCCAGCCAACUAUAGUUCCCAAAAUGGCCGGUCUUUUCAAAGGCAUCCAUGGAGUCAUUCAAGAUAAGACUGGCGUCGCUGCGGGUGCUGCUCAGGAGGCAGUAACCGCUGUUGGAGAAAUACCAAAGGGGGUUUUGGAUAUCAUCGCCGACGACAAAAAGGAGCCGCAGCAGAUCCUGCAUGUUUACUCGUACAGUCGGGAGAGCAAGCUGAUCAAGGAGAAAUGCUGCCUACCAUUCAAGAAUGUGAAAGAGGAGGAGAUGCAGCUUACGGAUAUCCGCAAGCUGCUGAUUGGAGAGAAUAUCGUGGAGCCUAGACUGGUUUGGAGCUCUUUCUGCAACCAACGUGGGGCAGUUGUGCAGGAUAUCACGAACUUCAAAGCAUACCUCCAGAUUUUAAACGAGAAGUCCAGUGAGGGUGCUGAAACAUCGCAAGAUAAUGCAGAUACCUAUCGGGUCUACCUUCUGUCCGAGAAGAUUAUCAACCAGGACGUUAUCAACAAGGCGAUCCUUGACAGAGGAGAAAAGGUCACUGCCGACAAGAGGCUCACAGAGCUGCCAAGGGCCUCACAACCAGAGCCUAUUCAAGCACCCACCAGCUUUAGUCACAAUAUCUUCAUCAAUCCUACCACAACAUUCAGCAUCGUACACCCUGCGGACAUGUCUGAGAAGCAGUGGAGUGUGGUUGUACGUAACAACUCCCUUCUUAACCCUUACCGGGUUGUGGACCUCGGAAAGAAAGGGGGAAAAAUCGUGGAGCGUUCCAUCCAUAGCGCUUUUGUUCUGAAGCCGCGAGCGUUCCAAGACUAUCAGAUAUCCGCCAGUGGAGCAAAAACUUCAGUUAAUGCGCAGCAAAUGCUACGAAUUCCUUUCUUCCGUAUUGAAGAUGACUCAUACAUUGAACAAUUCGAGGAAAACAAAUCGGUGUCUCGCGCGGUUGCAGCGAGUUCUAUGUCUCAAUUUGACGCAUCUCUGGCGAUUGAAGGUGGUGCUUUUGGGUUCAGUGCAAGUGCGUCAGCAAGCUAUGGAGAGAAAAACUCUUCCUCGGACUCUUCCAGUUCCAGCGAGGAGACCAGAGUGAUGAACAUUACAUACAACUUUCCUCGGGUUAUCAUCGAUUUUGACCACCAGAGCCUUGACCUUUCUAACCAGUGUAAGGCUGACUUGAAGGCCGUGAGCACUGCUGCCGAUAUUGAGAGUUUUAAGGACAAAUAUGGUCGCUUGUUCGCCAUGAGAGUCCAGCUUGGUGGAAGACUACAUGCCGCAGAAGAGUCUACUGCCCGUUCCUCAGCUGAGAGAGCGGAGCAUGCUAAGUCUCAGAGAGCUGCAGCUGCACUGUCAUUCAAGUCGCCAUAUGUGCAGGCUUCCGCCAAUAUGAGCAAGUCCAAUGCCGAGGACUCGAGCUCUGCAACACAAACCAGCUCCUCAAACAAAUCCAUGUGUUGGGAAGCGAAGGGUGGCGACACCCUACUCUGCAAUGAUCCUCCUGCCUGGGCAUAUACAGUUGGUUCAUUCUACAACUGGCGUGUUGUCAAGCAAUCUAGUGUGCUCGCCAUUGAAGACGUGAUUUCGUCCAUCCCAGGAUACCAGGAUACUAAGCAGAUAUUUGCAGGCAUCCUGGAUAAGAAUUCUAAGAAGGCCACACCUGGAGAGACUCAACAGAAACCUGGCAUAAUCGGCUUCCAGUUGCGGAGCAAGAUGGUCGAUAAGUAUGUGACCAUAGGGCAGCAAGCCACGAAAGACGAAGUUGCUAAACAUAUCUCCGAAUUAACCGCUGGAAAGCCCACUACUAAGAAAAGAUUGCGGUUCAUCUCAAACCUAUCUGUCUCUAUCACCGACGCUUAUCAAUUACAAUUUGAGUACAAGAAGGAUUCCGUAAAUCAAAAGUUUUAUGUUGAUGCCGAAUCCUCUAAAGAUUCCACAGAGACUAAGCUGAAAUACAACCACCCUUACAAGAUCUACAGUAAGGAUGGAAAAGAGGACAAGCUAUGGUUCUUCUCCAAUCGAAUUAUGCCAGGAUAUAUGUCCACUGCUUUCGUUUGGGCUGCUAAGGAGAAGGGCGCGACAUCCUUCCGAUUCCUCUUGCCUAGCAAUCUAGACAAUUCGCCUUCCCGGGAUAUUGAGAAUGGAGAGGAAGUCUCCAUUCAGCUUUUUGACCAACAUGAUCAUGAAAUCAAUCUGGCUACGCGAUUUGACAGAAGGGGCGACAAAGUAGGCACCGUUGUGGACUUGGAUGAUUUCGCGAAACUAGCCAAUGACCUUGAUACUACUUGGGAGCUCAGUUACUUGUGAGCUGAUGGGAUUCGCGCCUUUGGAAUAAAUAUUUCGCACACUCCGCUGUAGAGCUGAAAUCCCAUCUUGUGAUAUUUACCCCGAUUCAUAUUUCGCAGAGUACUUUUCGUUCACUCACAACGGUCCUCGCCUUCGAAGACAGGUGGCGAAACUAUUCUAGUUCCUUUUAUCAUCCAUGGCGUAAGCCUUAGUGAUAUAAGAAGGAGUAAGUAUAUAUCUGUCUACAUAGGUUUAGAAUCAAGGUUGAGCCCCACU
Aspergillus pseudotamarii is the source of this 2704-nucleotide messenger RNA. RefSeq lists its product as uncharacterized. The transcript is spliced from 16 exons. NCBI's taxonomy places the organism in Eukaryota, Fungi, Ascomycota, Eurotiomycetes, Eurotiales, Aspergillaceae. Bases 182 to 2449 code for a protein of 755 amino acids. The record is from RefSeq and is a predicted model, not a curated record.